Messenger RNA from Pangasianodon hypophthalmus (striped catfish), 7065 nucleotides. It is a transcript of the gene dctn1b, whose product is annotated as dynactin 1b. The record is from RefSeq and is a predicted model, not a curated record. Lineage: Eukaryota; Metazoa; Chordata; Actinopteri; Siluriformes; Pangasiidae. Gene Ontology annotation, biological process: establishment of mitotic spindle orientation; nuclear migration. The transcript is spliced from 31 exons. Gene Ontology annotation, cellular component: spindle pole; microtubule associated complex; kinetochore. Bases 1994 to 5809 code for a protein of 1271 amino acids.
UGGUCUCUUAGACUGAUGCAUGAUUUAGCCAGUCAGUAAUGAGCAUGUGAUGUUCUGUAAAGAUCUAGUCUUUCUAUUUUGAGUUGAAAGGUGCAAAAAAUUAGUUUUUUACAGAAGAACCUCACCAGUGUAUAACUAUUUUUUGCUGCUAUGUUUCUUCAUCACCACUUUCAACCCUUUUCCUCCUCUCUCUUUACUUGUCCCUCAUGUCCUCUCAGCUCGUCUGAUCAGUCCUCUUCCUACUUUUCCCUGUAAUGGAUCUUAUUUCCUGUCAUUAGGAUGUCUGCCUAGAUGAAAGACCUACUUUGCUGGAGAUCUGUCCAGGGAAUAAAAGAGCUGCAGUUAAGGUGCAUUAGUGUACAUUUCUGCAAUGGUAACUAUGGUGUAAUUUUGCUCGUCGCAUAUGUUAUGAGACAGAAUGCAGUGGAGGGUCCCAUCAGCCUAUGAAUCAGUCUGUGAUUAGUGAUUCUGUUUCACCUGCUCCUAGUUGUUUUCUGUGCAGGAUUAUUAAAUAAAAAGCAAAGCUGUAAGUGCUGCAUUGCAGUUUUAGCUCAUAACGUGUGCUAAUCCUUUGUGUGUGUGUUUCUGUGUGUCUGUGGCACUCUCGUCAGCUGAGGUUGCACACUGCUCUGUCUCUUUGGCUUUUUGUUAAGAGCUGCGUCACAUUGAAGCAGGCCUGCAGCAGAAGAGAAAGGCUGAAUAGGGAGGCCACUUUCCUCCAGCUCGCUGCCUUAAAGUGACCUUUCCUACAGAACACAUUCACUCUCAUUGACGUUAACAGCAUGGGAAAAAGAACGACUAAGGACUGACAUCCCUGUGAUUUAUUUGCUGGAGUGAAAUGAUCCCAGCUGGAUUAAAGAGCAUGGUUCCGUGUCCAGUUUCAGUUACAGGACUAGUAGCUGUUUUGAUAUUUUAGAAGAAUGAAUAAUAUGGAAUGAAAAGCAAUCAUGAACUCUUACUGUAGUACAGUACAACAGGAAUGCUUUAUUAGUAGCAAUUUAUUAGAUACAUGUAUUAAAAUUUGUGCAUUUGCAUCAUAAUGCUGCCAAAUGAAUACAAAUGAAUAAAUAUGUGAUAACCUGGGCUCUAGAUUUAGGACUUUUGAGAGGCAGGUAGAAGAGUUGUGGCAAUGAGAGAGAAAAAUGUGGAAUGUAGUAUUAUAGAUGUUUUAUGACUAUGCUAUAACUUUAGUUAUGUCUGAGCCUACAGUCUACAUGCAGUAGAUUGUAUUGAUUCCCAAAUUUUGGCAAUGGCUGCAAUAUAACCAAAUCUAUUCAGAACACUGAUAUUAAUUCUGUGACUAAUUAGUCAAGUGGCUGUUUUGAAUAGACAGACGAUGUACUCAUAAUGGUGUCCUCUUACCUCUAAACUGCAGUUCUGUUGAAGCGCUGAUAUAAAUAUCCUAUUACUCUGUUAUAGGGAUAUCUUUGUGAAUGGAUUAAUGUUUGGUUGUUCAUAUGUGUGAAUGCUUAUUUCUGAUGAUUCAUUUGUGCUUAUAUGUACCUUCACGUAUGCUUUUAUAAGAAUGUGUAAGCUUCUGCAUAAUGGAGGACUUUAGGACCCAGCACUGGCUCAUUGGCUCUCUCGCAGAAAGCACAGACACUAGCGCAGUAGCAUUGCUCUCCACACACACUCCCCCACCAGCACCAGAUACACACUAUACAUCCAUAUGCACUCUUCAUCCUAGUAGACAAGACCUCUCAGACAGCUCGCAUUCACACAUAUUUAGCUUUUAAGAGGGUAUGCGCUGAUUCUCUGCUCAUCAGUGAGCAUCAAGCAGUGGUGCUGGCCUUCUCCUGGAUCAGGCUCCGUUCUGCUGGACCAAGAGCAGACAGCAAGUUUCAUCCAGCCAUCAUACGGAUGGAGAGAAGAGACAGAGUGAUGUGUGAUGGAAGACAGGGGAGGUAGGGAGUGUGACAAAGGGAGACAGAGAGGUAGAGACCAUAUUGCUGUCUAGAGAAGGGCAGGGAGUCAUCAGCAACACUGGAGCAGCAUGUCUCAAAUGAAGAGGAACACUUAUAGCAGGGUGAGUGACAAACAGACCACUAGCAGUGGCAGCAGCAGGAUGAGUUCAGAUGGAGGAGGACGGCCAGUGAAGGUGGGCUCUGUGGUGGAGGUCAUUGGAAAGGGUCAUCGUGGCACUGUGGCCUACAUCGGCAAUACGCUCUUCGCCUCAGGGAAAUGGGUGGGAGUCAUCCUGGAAGAGGCCAGAGGCAAGAACGAUGGCACAGUGCAAGGCAAGCGCUACUUCACCUGCGUUGAGAACCAUGGGAUAUUUGUGCGGCAGUCACAGAUCCAGUUGGUGGAGGAUGGAGCAGACACAACAUCGCCUGACACUCCUGAAGCUGCCACAUCUAAAGUGCCUAAGCGAGAGAUUCUGGAGGUUCCCAAGUCCAAUAAAGUGCGAGGAACCAAACCCAAAAAGACGCCUGCUCCUCGUAAGACUACGGCCAGGAGGCCAAAGGCGCGGUCGGGUGUUGGAGUAAAGGUGGGUUCUGGCUCAGCUUCGGCUGGAGAGAUGAGCAGUAGUGAACCCAGCACACCUGCUCAAACCCCACUGGCUGCUCCGGUUAUCCCCUCCCCUGUUGGGACUCUCCCCUCCCCUGGAGCUCCACCCAUCCCAGCCCCGAGUAAGGAGGAGGAAGCUCUACGGGCGCAGGUGAAAGAUCUGGAUGAGAAGCUGGAGACUCUGCGGAUGAAGCGGGCGGAGGAUAAGGCCAAGCUAAAGGAGCUGGAGAAGCACAAGAUCCAGCUGGAGCAGCUACAGGAGUGGAAGUGCAAGAUGCAGGAGCAGCAAAAUGAGCUGCAGAAACAACUCAAAGAGGCCAAAAAGGAAGCAAAAGAUGCUUUAGAAGCAAAGGAACAUUAUAUGGAGGAGAUGGCAGACACAGCAGAUGCUAUUGAGAUGGCCACCUUAGAUAAAGAGAUGGCUGAAGAGAGGGUGGAGUCUCUGCAGCAGGAGGUUGAUGCACUCAAAGAGAAGGUGGAUGAACUGACCAUGGACCUGGAGAUCCUCAAACAUGAGAUAGAGGAGAAAGGCUCUGAUGGUGCAGCAUCUAGUUAUCAUGUGAAACAACUGGAAGAACAAAAUGCCCGUCUGAAGGAGGCCUUGGUCAGGAUGCGUGACCUGUCUGCCUCUGAGAAACAGGAGCACGCAAAGCUGCAGAAGCAGAUGGAGAAGAAGAACUUUGAGCUGGAGACAGUGAGGGUGCAGAAAGAGAAAAUGCAAGAGGAAAUGAAGAUGGCAGAGAAGACCAUAGAUGAGCUCAAAGAGCAGGUGGAUGCAGCUCUUGGAGCAGAAGAGAUGGUGGAGACUCUAACUGAGCGUAAUCUGGACCUGGAAGAGAAAGUGCGGGAGCUCAGAGAGGCCGUUACUGACCUGGAGGCCAUUAAUGAGAUGAAUGAUGAGCUGCAGGAGAACGCCAGAGAGACGGAGCUGGAGCUGAGGGAGCAGCUGGAUCUGAGUGCAGCCAGUGUGCGAGAGGCAGAGAAACGUGUGGAAGCGGCGCAAGAGACUGUGGCAGAUUACCAACACACCAUCCAGAAAUACAGAGAACUGACCGCACACCUGCAGGAAGUGAACAGAGAGCUGAUGAGCCAACAGGAGGCCACUGCUGAGCCGCAGCAGCAGCCUGCCGAGAUCUUCGACUUCAAGAUCAAGUUUGCAGAAACCAAAGCAUACGCAAAGGCCAUUGAGAUGGAGCUGCGUAAGAUGGAAGUGGCUCAGGCGAACAGACAGGUGGCUCUUCUCACCUCCUUCAUGCCCGACUCCUUCCUGAGACACGGAGGGGACCAUGACGGCAUCCUCGUCUUGCUGCUCAUUCCCAGACUCAUCUGCAAGGCAGAGCUGAUCAGUAAGCAGGCACAGGAGAAGUUUGAUCUAACUGAAAACUGCUCUCAGAGACCGGGGAUGAGAGGGGCAGUGGGAGAGCAGCUCAGCUUUGCUGCUGGACUUAUUUACUCUCUGAGUCUGCUUCAGGCAACACUGCACAAAUAUGAGUAUGCCCUUAAUCAGUGUAAUGUGGAGGUAUAUAAGCGUGUGGGUUCCCUUUACUCUGAGAUGUGUGUGCAUGAGCGUUCUUUGGACAUCCUCAUCGAUUUGCUGCACAAGGAUCAACUGGAUGAAACUGUGAACGUGGAGCCACUUACUAAGGCCAUUAAAUAUUAUCAGCACCUUUAUAGCAUUCAUCUAGCUGAAGAGGCGGAGAACUGCACUAUGCAGCUGGCUGACCAUAUAAAAUUUACCCAGAGUGCUCUGGACUGCAUGGCGGUGGAGGUGGGUCGUCUGCGUGCCUUCCUGCAGACGGGAGAGGAAGAAACACUGUUUUCUGUGCUGCUCAAAGAUCUGGACACUUCUUGUAGCGACAUUCGCCAGUUCUGCAAGAAGAUCCGCCGCCGCAUGCCGGGCACUGAUGCGCCAGGCAUCCCUGCUGCUCUCAACUUUGGGCCACAGGUGAGUGAGACGCUGGCAGAAAGCAGGAGGCAGCUGGCCUGGGUGAAUGCUGUGCUGCAGGAGGUGGCUGCAGCAGGAGCUCAGCUCAUUGCGCCACUUGGUGAACAUGAGGGUCUGCCAACGCUUAAACUGGAGGACAUGGCCUUCAAAGCAGCUGAACAGAUCUACGGCUCCCAGGGUAUAAACCUCUAUGAGUGUCUGCGCCAGUCCUGUAGCGUCGUCAUCGCAACCAUGAAUAAGAUGGCCACCGCUAUGCAGGAGGGAGAGUACGACUCUGAGAAGCCACAGACUGGGAUGGCUCCAGUGGAGGUGCGAGCAGCUGCACUGAGGGCAGAGAUCACAGAUGCUGAGGGGCUCGGGCUAAAAUUGGAAGACAGAGAGACUGUCAUCAAAGAGCUCAAGAAAUCCCUCAAAAUAAAGGGUGAGGAGCUGAGUGAGGCCAAUGUGCGCCUGAGUCUUCUAGAGAAGAAGCUGGACAGUGCGUCAAAGGACGCAGACGAACGAGUGGAGAAAAUCCAGACCAUUCUGGAUGAGACCCAGGCACUCCUAAAGAAGAAGGAGAAGGAAUUUGAAGAGACCAUGGAUGCUCUGCAGGCUGACAUAGACCAACUGGAGGCAGAGAAGACAGAGCUGAGACAGAGGAUUAACAGCCAAUCAAAGAUGACCAUUGAGGGACUCAGAGGAAAUCCUGCCUCUGGCAUUGCAUCCAUUGUGACUGGUGGCAUCACAACUGAGGAUCAGAAAGGUGCUGUAGGAGUGUGCGCUGCAGGAGGUGUGCAGGUGAUAGAUUCUCCACUGCUGACACAACAGAUUGAAACUCAGAGACUCAGCAUAAAGCGCUUGAAGAAUGAAAACAACAUCCUGAAGGCGGAGAAGAUGCAUGCUCAGUUAGCCUCGCUUCCUCCACUGAACGUGUCUAAGCUGAGCUGGCGUGAGGGUUGCAGACCGGAGGUCCUAUCCAGCGCUCUCUAUCGCAAAACAGACCAACUCUUUGAAACACUGCUGCAGAUGAGUGCCAACGUCAAAGUCGUAGACAUCACUGGAAAAUCUCCAGUGAGUCCCAGUGCCCAGCUCCUGGAGCAGACUGCAAGGCUACAGUCUCUCAGUGAGACUCUCGACAGGCUAAAGGAUGAAGUGGCAGAGCAUGUGGUGUCUCAGAGACCUGGUGCUCGGGUUUCGUCUGACUUUGCUACUUUCCCCUGCACCUCAUUCGUAAAGGCUAAGGAGGAGAAGACGAGAGAUGAAGUGUUGGUUGGUCGUGUGAUGGUGCCUUGUGCUCGAGGGCAGGAGCAGGUUCACCGGCUUGUGCUGUCCCAGCACCAGCUGCAGAGUGUGCAUCGCCUGCUUCAGACUUAAACAUAACCUUCGGCAAGAAUGAGCCCUGCCGCUGCUUCCUGAAAACCCUGGUCCACUUUCACUAGAUACAUCUCAACUUUACCAUUGGAAGGAAAUGCAUGAAACUUGGAGACCUGGACAAAUCGUGAAUCGCAGUGACUGGUUGGGAAUGUUUCUUUGCCUUGGCAUCUUCACAGCCUGAGAAGCACAUGCUCCUUCAAAAGCUAAACUGAUCCUUAAUAGUUACGUCUUUAAGUAUAUUUAAAUAUUUUAGAUGACACAAGUGCACCAUUUUCCCAGAAACUAAACAGAGUUUAUCAUCUAACAUCAUUAUUUAAUUCAACUUAAUUCAACCCUUCAGGUAAUUUCCAAUGCAUUCUCGGGCUGAUUACAGCGAGCUAGAAGAGGAAAACACAGAUUUCUGUACGGCUGACUGCCGUGAUCAUAAAAUAGUUUAUAAUGGUUUAAAACUCUGAGGUUCCAAAUCUUCAGGGACUAAUACAAGCAGUCAUGAUGAUGUGCUAUGAAAUUAUAGCGUUCAGAAUUAUUCAUCUGGCUGUGCAUGAUUUCUGAAGUGGCCCAUUAUGUAAAUCUAUUACUAGCAUAAAAGGGAUCAGGCUAUAGGGGAAAAGCAAGUCAAACAAGGACCCUUAAGGUUUAGGUUUGCUGCAAUAUUGAUGUUCCUGUGGUCCCUCUUGUCAUCCACUAUCAUCCACAGGCAUUCAGUGUAUUAUGGGAAAUUCAUUUAAAAAAAUUCAGGGUUUAAAAUAUGUAGACCAAUUCGUAUAUGUAAACUGUCACAAACAAAUGGCCAAAUAAGCCAAGUAUCUGUAUCUCUUAACGAUUGAUUUAAAUAGGAGGCUAAACAUUUCAUAUAGUCUUUGAAGGAUGAGAGAUUGUGAGAUUUAGGCAAUUUAACACUAAGACUAGUCCUUAACAUUUAAACCAAAGGUGUUUAAUGUGCUAUGUGGAGUUUGUUGAAGAGCAAAUCUGAGUUUGCAUACCAGAUACAACCCAAAUAUUCACACUCAUUAGAAAGAUGACAAGGUCAUUGAUUAUUUUCGGGUGGAGGAGGGGCAGUUGGCAGAGGACAAACUGCACAGUAUUUGCUCAAAAGUCAAUAUUCAAGUGGUCUUACGUAAUCAAUGUAGUCUUAAGUUAUUAACCUAUUUAUUGUGUAAAAUGCCUAAUGUUGCUUACAUUGACAUCAUUGUGAAGAAUGUGUUUGAUACGUUACGUCUGAAUAAAGCACAUCUAAUAGAUGCUACAAAAAUAAA